AUGGCGUCAAGCUACAACACUAAGGAAGAGGAUGGACAUCACUCGGGCGCUUCGAACACUGGGGUUGUGAAAAGUAAAAAGCCAGACAACACAGCGUUUAAACAGCAGAGACUACCAGCGUGGCAGCCCAUCCUAACAGCAGGUACUGUGCUGCCCGCUUUCUUCGUUAUCGGACUGAUCUUCAUCCCCAUCAGUAUCGACCUGUUCUCUGCCUUGACGAACCCCAGCAAGGAAUGUGAACCAUACCGUACCAGUGAGGGAGUACCCAUUGCUCCAUGUGGUGCCAUAACUAACAGCCUUUUCAAUGACACACUUGAUCUAUAUCAUAUUGAUAUGAAUGGCACCAAAAACCAAAUUCUUCUGGUAAAGAAGGGCAUUGCGUGGUGGACAGACAAGCAUGUGAAAUUCAGGAAUCCUGGAGGACGCCAACCUCACUGUAACCAAGGCACAACCAAGCCAGUGAACUGGAGGAAGCCAGUGUACGAGCUGGACACAGCAGAUAAUGAAAACAACGGUUUUAUCAAUGAAGACUUCAUUGUGUGGAUGCGCACAGCUGCUUUGCCCACCUUUCACAAGCUCUAUGGCAUCAUCCAGAAGAAGUCAAGCACAACCCCCACUCUACUCAGCGGCCAACAUGUGUUGGACAUCACAUACAAUUACCCUGUGCUCAGCUUUGAUGGUCGCAAGCGGAUGAUCCUGAGCACUAUUUCCUGGCUGGGAGGGAAGAACCCCUUCCUUGGCAUUGCCUACAUCACUGUGGGCUCUAUCUGCUUCUUCCUGGGUGUGGUUCUGCUCAUCAUUCACCACAAAUAUGACACCCACAACAGCAGUGCAGAUAUUCCAAACUAA
Cheilinus undulatus (humphead wrasse) is the source of this 849-nucleotide messenger RNA. Its product is annotated as cell cycle control protein 50A-like. The record is from RefSeq and is a predicted model, not a curated record. Gene Ontology annotation, cellular component: endoplasmic reticulum; Golgi apparatus; plasma membrane. Lineage: Eukaryota; Metazoa; Chordata; Actinopteri; Labriformes; Labridae.